Tinamus guttatus (white-throated tinamou) is the source of this 927-nucleotide messenger RNA. The record is from RefSeq and is a predicted model, not a curated record. Lineage: Eukaryota; Metazoa; Chordata; Aves; Tinamiformes; Tinamidae.
AAUGCGUAAUGAGGUGUAUAUCUGGUUUUCCUUCAGUAAUAGCAAUGCAGAAUGGGGAAGGAUCUACCUGGCUCCUGUGUCCUGCCUCCUGCUAUUACAGGAAGAAACCCUGAGCCCUUAAGAAGCAGUGACUGAAGAGGAAGUUAAGGAGCCACCGGAAAGAACAAACCCAUUUCAUAACAAGUUCAAGUUUGAAUUAAAUGGCUGAUAAACAGAUCAGUUUACCUGCCAAGCUGAUCAAUGGAGGGAUAGCUGGACUCAUCGGGGUCACCUGUGUAUUUCCCAUUGACUUGGCAAAGACGCGCCUGCAGAACCAGCAGAAUGGCCAGCGGAUGUACAGCAGCAUGUCCGACUGCCUCAUUAAAACAAUCCGAUCAGAAGGCUACUUUGGCAUGUAUAGAGGGGCUGCAGUGAACCUGACCCUAGUGACGCCAGAAAAGGCCAUCAAACUGGCAGCCAAUGACUUCUUCCGGCAUCACCUCUCCAAAGACGGGAAAAAGUUGACACUGCUGCGGGAGAUGCUGGCAGGCUGUGGUGCUGGCACCUGCCAGGUUAUUGUCACCACCCCCAUGGAGAUGCUCAAAAUCCAGCUGCAGGACGCGGGACGAAUCGCGGCGCAGAAGAAGCUGAUGGCAGCCCAGCUGUCGGCCCCGACAGGCGCAGCGGAGCCCGUGGUGGAAGCACGCACCACCGCCACGCAGAUCACCAGGGAGCUGCUGCGCAGCAAAGGCGUCGCGGGGCUCUACAAGGGCCUGGGAGCCACGUUGCUCAGAGAUGUCCCCUUCUCCAUCGUUUACUUCCCGCUGUUCGCAAACCUGAACAAGCUGGGCCAGAAGGACCCUGACGUGAAGGCUCCAUUCUACGUGUCCUUCCUGUCGGGCUGCGUGGCCGGCAGUACAGCAGCCGUGGCCGUGAACCCGUGCGACG